AUGGAUGAGGCGGAGCGAGUGGAGAUUGCAGGCCAUGUGGGCCGCCUGGGUACCGAACUGAUCCGCUUUGCGGAGCUGGCGCGCGCGAGGUUGAACGCCAUGCAAGAUCGCGGUGUGCCGAAUCUGAGCUUGGAGGAUCAGCCCCAUCCGGCCAUCUAUCUGGAGGCGGGUCUCGGACCUUGGGGGAAAGACAAGGGUGACACGUUGCACCGCUGGCGCUCCUCGCCCGUCCAGCGACCUCGGGACCUGCCUGAACCUCCUGAAUCACCAGGUCCAGGUGGCUAUUUCCUGGAGGCGCCCCGUAGGCACUGCCGUGCUAGCGUCCAAUCCCAGGAGCGCUCCCAACAGGCGAGCUUGGCCACGGCCCUCCGCGAGCUCAGCGAGCUCAACGGCCGUAUGAGCUGCCCGAGCCCCCCUGCGUGGUGGAGGAGCCCCCAGAACCGCCGGACUCCCCACAGGAUGCAGGCUUUGGAGCUGACGGCCGACGCGGCACACCGGACAGCGGCCGGAAGGGGCGAGGGCCGAAGCUCUUCUUGCCCAUGCCGAUGCCCUGCCAGCUCGAGGAGCAACACCCACCACCCGAAUCUCCAGGCACGCCGGAGCCUCCCUGGACGCCGGAGGAAACGGAGAGUCCCACGGCGACGGCGGUCGAG
Molecule: messenger RNA, 653 nt
Organism: Durusdinium trenchii
Lineage: Eukaryota; Dinophyceae; Suessiales; Symbiodiniaceae
Source: the annotation of a GenBank genome assembly